AUGGAAAUACACGCGCUGAAUGCACGGGAACAAAUUCUAAAGGAGACAUAUUCGAAACUUGUUGAAGCCGUGCCGCAAGCAGUCCUCCUCAUGAACAGCGAACCCUCUCAGCCAUCAAACUUUCCCGGUUCUUCUGACAUCUCAGGACCACGCACUCUGUCUUUUUCGACUAGCGGUGGAGCACCCCUUUGCAAGAGCGACUAUCCGGGUGUUCGUUUCUGGACGUUUGAUGAGUGGAACGCAUAUAGGAAGAUUCUAAUCAUGGAGGGAGGAAUUCUACAGAUCCCUGAAAGUAUCAAUGCCGACCACAGCACAGAUGAACAGCAAGAAAGCGAAGAUCGGUGGAGCAAGAAACCCAAUGCUACCAAGAAGAAAAAGACCAUACGCCGGGCACUGUACCUGGAGGAUGAACACGGUGAAACCGUCAGCGACAAUCGGGCCGGCGAGAUUCAGCGCGUUGCCAGAGAAAUUUGGGCACAACUAUGGAACGAGGGCCAUGCGCCGGAGACUUGGGGUGCAAAAACUGCGAACGUCGCAGCUUUCUAUUAUAAGCAGAUGAGUCUUCGCUGUCCUGAACUGAGACUUUGCCAUGGAGACUGGAAAGCCGAACGCCUUGCGAUCGACUCCUACUCUCAGUGGCACACUACUCGGUCUAAAGGCGACGAGAUGAAAUCUGCCUCUCGGUCUCGUUCUCGUGCUCAUUCCCGUGCUCAUUCGAAAUGUAAGGCCCGCUCUGCAUCAGACAUGGACUCUUCCGAAGACGACUCUCAACCAACCAAGCGCGUCAAAGCAACCAUGUCUUCUUCCACCCCAUCUUCGAACUCAAUAUCGAUAUCUAAUCCUACUCCUGAUACUGUACACUCUCGAGAGUCUGCAAAUCCUGCCGUGAAUGUUCAAUCGUCUUCCAGUAGCGCCGUCGCUCUUAUCUCUGCUAUCGCUAUCACUCCUGCCGAAUCCGGAUCACCUGUUGCCAACGAGGACGACGAAGAGCUUGAAUAUAUUGAUGCUAGUCUUGGACUUGCCGGCUCUGCUUGUGACCCCACUACGGCUUCAGGACAGCGAGAUGAUAUGGACCCUGGCACCCACGAACGACAGCAGACGCCUAUCGCAAGCACUUCAGUCCCGACCACAGCUCGAAACCCGACAAACUCAAUGCCUCUUGAUCCUCUUGCCGACAUGUUCGAUAUGACUCCUGCUACAGCACAAACAGCAACAACCUCAACAUCUGCUGCUACUGUAAUCCCUCCGGCAUCCGAACUUCCAGCACUUACUUCCGGCGAUAUCGUGACGGACUCGGUUCGUACAGCGGUACCUACAAUGCAACCGAAGAAGAAGAAAAAAUCGCCCAAGAUGUUCGCCAACAGCUCAAGCACCGCAUCGAAUUUGUUUGCAAAAGACUGGCUCAAGACUCAUGAAGGAGAAUCCCGAGAACAAUUCCAAUCCGCGUGGGAGGCCCUCGAAUCAGCGGAACGGAAGAUGUAUGAGGACAGGAGUGCAGCCACCAUCGCUGCACUGAAGGCAGAGAAAGCUGCUGCAAAGAGAGCUGAGAAGGCUGCGAAGGUAUCGGGAAAGAAGAAGGCAGGGCAAGUGACGCUCCCCGCCAGCGCGGGCACGAAAAAGGUGUUGGGCAGCAUCCAGUGCGCGGGUGAGGAUGAUCUCGAAGUUUUCGAAUCGUGGUUGAAGUCCCUAUUGCGAUGGCUUCGGCUUUAUCGCAUGUGCGGACCAGACCUCGAUGAGGAACGGCUCCAACUUAUGGGCCAAUUUCUCAAGGGUAAGGCUGCCGACUGGUACAAUGACAAUGUCGACACACCUCACAAUAAUGUAAAGUGGAAUUUCGAAGAUGCCGCGUGUGCCAUUUUCUGGCGGUUCUUGUAUCACGCAACCGCAGGAAAUGCGGCUGAUAAAUUCUACGCAGUAAUAUACAUGAAGGAUGGCGGAGUAAACGGUGUAUGGGAUGAGCUAGCUAAGUAUGCUGCCCGUAUGCCUCAGCCGCCCGAUGACUACACGUUCGCGCGAACCUUUGUCAAGGCGCUUCCGGACGAAGUCUGCAUCCCUCUGUUCAGAUCAAAGGAUGUUUCCGUCGAGACCACUCCGCUUACCACAUUGCUGCGUCUCGCUGUUCAGCAAGAACACAACAACCAGGUCGUUUCACGAAAUCGUGUCAAACGUUCCGCGCCUGCGCCCGUACCCACGCCGGCGAAAACUACUUCUACCCAAGACACUCAUGGCCAGAGCUCAUCUGUGAAGCACCCCGACCAUGGGAAGUCGACGCGAUUUGUGCGCGUCGUGCGUCGCAAUGAUUUUCGUCGUGAUGGCGGAUCUGGAAACCGUCCGCUGCAGAGCACGAAUCGCUCAUUGCAAGCCCCGCCGCAGUCCACGCAGAAGGACGGGCGGCCUACUAACUUCUCUGGAAAUCGUGGCGGACCGUCAGGAAACCUUGCGAACGUCCGGUGUUACAACUGUGGUGAGUACGGCCACUUGUCACCGAACUGCCCGAAGCCCAAGGGCCCAAAGCUCCACGCGGCUCGUGUAAUUGACGAGCGAGAAGCCGCGGAGGCAGAACCUGCCCAGGAUGAUGCGCAGGAGCAUCCGGAGGUAGCUGAGGAUGAGCACACUUUUGUGCAUGAUAAUGUCGCACCCAAUGCAGGAAAUGGCGAACCCGAGGACGAGACGGUUGCACUCAUCGAGGGCUCACAGUAUGAUCCAGAGGAGGAGAGCAACCCUCUGGAGGAGUACUUUGACCUCGAAGAUGAUGAGGUCAUGUACUACGGGUCGAUGCGCAUCGUUGAGGAUGAAGAUUCUGCAGAAUCCGAGCCCUCGCGCGAAACACUCUCCGUGUUCGAGCAUGAGAUGCUUCGACUCCAGACCGAGAUUACGGCUGGAGGAGAUGCUACAGCACUUGUUGGAGAUGCUGACAAUGCUGCUGUGUCCGCUGUAUUUACAAAUCCACCGGCAUACCAGGAUGAGUCCUCGGAGCCGCUGUUGUUCGAAUCGGACACAGAUGUGGAUGACGACGAAAUGCCGCCACUUGUGGCAAUUCCAGAUGCUGAGGAAAAUAGUGACAGCAUCUCGGAAGUUAAUACUAAUGGCGCUCUUGAGUCAUGGCUUGCAGGUCCUCCGAUGGAUGCUAUCCACGGCCUGUAUGCCCUCAAUGGUGACCUCCUUUCAAACCUACAACAGUACGGCCGGUACAUCGACAUAUUGUACGGCCAAUUGCUGUGGACCCAACGCGAGCUUGCCCGCAGCGUCGUAGAGCAAGGAAACUUGCUGCGCGACCCGUUUGAUCGCGUGUGGGCGCUGACCGAAUUCAUGUGGCGGCGCAAGCGAAUUCGUGCACGGCUUCUAGUGCAGCGUGAUAUUCUUGCUGCAAUGCCGUUGCCUGACCGCGGUGACUAUGAGGACGACCCGUCGCCCGCCGCGGUGUUCAAUGCAAUAUCGGACAUCCUCUUCGAGGACCCCGACGAUGCUCCGCCUGUAUAUGAGCAUCAGGACUUUGCGCCAACAUCAGUAUCGCUGUGUGCAAUGGCCGCUACGCCGGCGCCUGCAGCAUUACCCGUGGUAACUCGUGCCAUGAUACGGCGCCAGCAGACUUGUCGUCGGCCAGACGUGUCGUGUCUUGACCAGACUUGUCUCACGGGCUACGUUACUGUCAAUGGCCUACAGGCCCUCAUCCUGUUUGAUUCGGGGAGUACGACAGACUCGAUCUCUCCGGAGUUUGCUCGCGUAGCGGGAAUCUCGAUCUUGGAACUCGAGAACCCCGUAAUCCUUCAACUUGGAUGUGUUGGUAGUCGCUCACGAAUUAAUUAUGGUGUGAGAGUUCCUGUUAUUUGUGGAACCUUCCAGGAUGAUGUCUACUUAGAUGUCGUCAAUCUUGAUCGAUAUGACGUUGUACUGGGAACACCAUUCAUGCGUAAGUUCGGUGUCAUUCUUGACUUUGCGAACAGCAUCAUCCGCUUCCAUGGACAACAAAUUCAUGCACUCCUGCCAGGGGAGGAGGAAGCUGCAUUGCCGCUAGACAGCAAUGGUGAGGUGACCGGAACCUCAGCGCAGACGAUUCGACUGCAUCGAAUCACCACGGAUGUACACGGUUUGGCAAACACUAUGAAUAUUGAGCGAUGCUCGAGAAUUCGCGACAAGAUUCUUGAGCAGAAUGCAGAUUUGUUGGAGCCUGUGCCACCAGGCCUCCCUCCAUUGCGAGAGGUUGUGCAUAUGAUCCCUCUAAUUGACGAGCAGAAGAGAUAUAAUUAUUAUCUUCCGAAGGACAAAUUGAUCGGAUGUCACUUCAAGGUAGUGACUGAUCACCGUGCACUUAUAUUUCUCAAGGACAAGCGCAAGGUGCCGCAGCGACUCGAGCGGUGGAUCGAGUACCUCAGCCAAUUUGACUAUGAAAUUGUGCAUGUUCAAGGCACAACAAACCGAGUCGCAGACUCAUUCUCCCGCUACUUUGCAGAAGAAGAAACCCUCUCUGGGAAUCGCAUGGCGGAAAUCCGUGCUCAGCGUAUAAUUGAGCCGGUUGAGCAGCGCGUGCAGGAAGCGACUGAACUUGCUGCGCACCGCCCCACAGACGUACUGCAAACUAGUGCAGGUACUGGCGAAGAUCCUACCGCAUUAGAUUCUGAAGUUGCAGGCCCUCCGCUUGAUGUUAUAGUUGAGCGGAUUGUUGAUUUCAAGGCAACAGUGAAGGACGGGUACAAGGACGAUAUGUUCUUCGCCAAGGUCCUAGAGCAUUCUGAUGAUCACAAGGCUUUCGCCGUUCAAGACGGAUUUAUCUGGCACCGUCAGAGUGCGAGAGACAAUUUUCUGUGUAUUCCGCGGGUGCUAGUACAUCACCGGAAUCUCACGGAAAUCAUUAUUGACCAAGCGCAUGUCACACUGGGUCAUUUGGGGAACCGACGUACCUCCGACUAUGUUCGUCGCUGGUAUUGGUGGCCAGAUGUCGGAAAGGACAUUGCAAAGUUCUGCGCGAGUUGCGGAACAUGUCAGACAUCGAAAUCUGCUACCCAGCGUCCUCUCGGAUUGUUACACAGCAUGCCGGUUGCAGCACGCCCAUGGGACUCGAUCGGUAUGGAUUUCGUGGGACCAUUCCCGGAAUCCCAAGGUCAUGACUAUCUGUGGGUUAUCAUUGAUCGUCUAACAUCAAUGGUACAUUUAGUACCCACCAAUACAACGGCAAAAGCGUCGGAAAUCGCUUGGUUAUAUUUCAGGGAAGUCGUCCGACUUCACGGCCUACCUGAGUCGAUCAUCUCCGACCGAGAUUCAAAGUUUACGUCGAAGUUUUGGAGCGAACUGCACCGCCUUCUGGGCAGUCAGUUGCUCAUGUCGACAUCAUUUCAUCCGCAGACCGACGGCGCUUCGGAGCGGUCGAUCCGCACUGUCUCGCAAAUCCUACGAAGUCUGGUCAGGCCAGAUCAGAUGGACUGGGUUGAAAAGAUACCGUUGGUCGAGUUUGCAAUAAACUCGAGCAUCAACGCGUCCACGGGGUUCGCUCCGUUCGAGUUGAACAGCGGAUACAUGCCGCAGAUGAUACGGGAUCUUGCUCGAGAGCCGGCAAUGCCGGGGGUGAAGGUGUUCACCGAAUGCACGCUGGAAAAUCUGUCGAUCGCGCACGAUUCAAUUAUCGCUAGCAGGGUGGUACAGACUCACCAUGCUAACCUGAGACGACGUUCUGAGCACCCAGAAUUGGGCUCAGAAGGCGAAAGUCUUGUAGGAAAGUUACUUUACCUGUCCACAGAGAACCUCUCUCUGCCGAAAGGGAGGGCCAAGAAACUGACCCCAAGGUUCAUUGGGCCAUAUAAGGUGCUAAAGGCGCACCCUGAGACAUCCAGCUAUACCCUGGAUCUGUCUAGUGAGCUCAGGAGGAGGAGAAUCCAUCCUACCUUCCAUGCCUCCAGGCUCCGGCAUCAUGAGCCUAAUGACAAUGUCCUAUUCCCUUCUAGAGAUCCUAGGGCAUUCUAUGACUUUGGAAAUGAGUCAGAAGACGAAUUUUUGGUGGAUGAAAUUGUUGCUCACCAGUGGAAAGGCAAUUCUAUCCAAUUCCUUGUCAGGUUUGACGAUGGAGACACACUGUGGGAACCAUAUGUCGAAUGCAAAGACCUGGAAGCAUUAGACCGUUACCUGGAGCUUCUAGGAGUGUCCGACUGGCGUCGUUUGCCACGCUCGGGAUGGCCGCGCGAGCAGCGCGACUCACCAGCAAUUAUUCGUGCUGCGCUAUUAGGCGCGAAUAAAUUUGGGUUUUGUUCUGCAUUCUCCGGGACUGUUUUGGCCAUGCCGCGUUCGAAGGCAGACUACGACUACCCGAUGUCGGAAGGAGAACGUGAACACCGCGGCGUUCAUCGCCCUCGCUCAGAAUCACCCGGGGAGGUGACGGUACGCCUUCCCACACCGAUAAGGCUCCCUUGGCGAUACAAGGAGGAGCUCCGCAGCAUCCUGCAUGACCGAGGCUGCCUGACGUGUGAUAAAUAUGCGGACCACGUCAAGGAUCACGGCAAGGUCAGCAAGGCAUACAAGGAUGCCGUGCAUGACCUCGAGUUGACCGUCGGGAAGCGUCAGUGGGACCAGGCAUACAAUGCGGGCUACCUCCAUGGGAUAGAUGAAGGUCAAGCCAUGGCUGCGCAAGCCAAUCGUGACGACCUUAUAAUUCAGCUCAACAAGCACAUUGCAGAGCUGGAGAACAUCGUUGAACAGACCAAUGCAUCCCGUGCUCAGUUCACCUUUUCGUACCCCGUGGGAGGCUCUUCCUCUGUAGGGGGGGGUCCGUCACAUAACAUAGACCACCAUGCUCCGGUGAUUUUCACGGCUAAGCCUACCGUCCAGUCUGCUGGAGCAUCAGCCAAGUCGAGGCCUACCUCCAUGCCUGUGUCAAUAGCCAAACUUGACCGGAUGAUCAAGGAUGCGAUGGUUCCUAACCAUUGGAGAUCUGCAGAGGCACUUCAGCACUGGUUGCAAGAGGCUCAACCAGCGCUGCUUGCGAACCAAAGCACACCUGUCCAGCGCUACUUGCAGAAGAUGUGGCAUGCUCCGGAAUGGUUCAACCUGGAGACGUGCACUCCCUUCUGGAAUGAUUCAUGUGCGACAUGGGUCAACUACUUGACAACUAACCCGAAGAAAGAGGUCAUGGGCCUCAUUCAUGUCGGCGAGAAUGGCUUAUUCAAUGAGGAGUCGUUCCGCAUCAUUCACGGAGUUCGCCUGCUAGCUGACGUGCAGGUGAAGAUGAGUAUUAACAGGAGGACCCAUCGCGCAAAUGUUCUUGCUCGUCUCCAGGAGCUUUUCCAAGACCCACAAGCCUAUGCUCGGGAAUUGAAGGCCGCUGGCACGACUAUAGCCAGUGUCCUCAAGUUGCAGCCUAUUCCGGAGUCGAACAAUUAUCGUCUCCGCGACGUUGCAAUUCACUGUGCGAAAUGCGGCAUCACUAUGCAGAUGGCACAAGACGCACUGUCGGUUUGGGCCCGCGGAACUCUUCCCGGACCGAAUGCAGAGGCGGCGCCGGAGCAACCUGCUCCGGGACCAUCAAAUAUUGCCCCUACUGCCGCUGACAGCACCCAGGACGGCCAUGCCACCAUAGCCGGCGAUCCUGUGGGCAACACGCCGACUGAACCCGUUCCCAGACAGGACGCGGUGAUGACGGAUGUGAAUCCUGCAGCGGUCAAUGGCAACCCGGCUUAA
Sparassis crispa is the source of this 7662-nucleotide messenger RNA. RefSeq lists its product as hypothetical. Bases 1 to 7662 code for a protein of 2553 amino acids. Gene Ontology annotation, biological process: DNA integration. Lineage: Eukaryota; Fungi; Basidiomycota; Agaricomycetes; Polyporales; Sparassidaceae. Gene Ontology annotation, molecular function: nucleic acid binding; zinc ion binding. The record is from RefSeq and is a predicted model, not a curated record. The transcript has 14 exons.